AUGUCUGAUAUAAGCAAGAUAGGUAUUACCUUGUCUGAGUCAUCAGACUGGUAUCUCUGGAUUGGUCAAAUUAAGUCUUAUGCUAUUGCAAAAGGCGUAUGGGACUAUAUUGACCCCGAUAAUCCAAUAAAGAGGGAUAUUCCUUCUUAUCCUAUUCGUCCUAGGGUUACCGAUAUUAACCCUAAAGCCUAUUCUGAUGAAGAUUUGACCACAAACGAGCGUGAAAGGUGGAGAGACAGACGAAGAGACUAUGAGCUUGACCUUCGCGAAUACGACCGCAUUUCAGGUGCUAUCUCCCAGAUCUACCUUAUCGUCCAAUCAUCGAUCUCCUAUUCAAGCAAGCUUAUCAUUCAGCACCUACCGUCGGUCUAUGAAGCCUUACAAACCCUUCAAAAGCGCUAUGCACCAACCACUGAAGCCCGAAAGCGGUCGGUCAUCAAGAAAUACCACCAAAUGCGCCGAAUCCCGCAUUCUUUGACCAUAGAUGCAUGGAUUUCGCAAUGCGAGAACACCUACGUAGAGGCUGUCCAAUUAGGCAUUGGUGAAGUCCAAUCAAAGACUAGACCACUUUUGGACUUCCUAGAUGGCCUAGCCUCUAUGUCUCCCUCCUUCGCCGAAUACUGGCAUAAUGAGAUCAACCGGCUUGAAUCUAUAGGCCAGAUAGACUCUAUAGACUUCUUUACCUUGACAAAGAGGUAUAGGGAUUCUAUUAGGCUUAUACCGCCCAAACGAGCCUCUAAUGUCCAUGCGACUUUUCGAGGACAUUCAGACAAGGACCAAGGCAAGAAGACCACCAAACUCUGCCCAUGUAAAGGGGGUGUUAAUGAGGGAUAUCAUAUAUUCGAUGAUUGCCCUUAUAUAAACCCCUCUCUCCGACCCGAGGACUGGGAACCAGACCAAUCAGUCCUAGACCGCUUUGAAGAGGCUUGCACCCAUUCAGGCUUCAAAUAUGCAUACAAUAAGGCUAUCCAGAAGCAUCAGCAUCAGCAGGAUCAGUCUGACACCCACGUGGGUAUGGUGACCUGCCUAGCUUCUAGGCAUACACGGCCUAAUGUGUGGGCAUAUGACUCGGCCGCAGACACCCACGUUUGCAAUGAUCGUUCCCAAUUCGUGACCUUUUCGCCCUAUAAAGGCAGCCUCUUCGUCGGUGAUACUAAGACCUCAAUCCAAGGUAGAGGUCUAGUCUAUCUAUCCUUUGGUAACACCACUUUUGACCUCCAUGAAACCCUUUAUGUUCCAGGUUUCCAUAUGAACAUUCUCUCUGCGCAGAGGGCCAAGAAAGGGGGUGUUUACCAUAAUCAGAGGCUUAAUAGGCUUGAAAAAGAAGAUGGAACCCCUAUUUGCAAGACUUCGGAUGAUACGGGCAUUACCCUUAUUUUAGGGUAUCAGGACAAGCCUAUGCAUAAGGAACAGAUCUCCCUUGCAACCCUUUCAAUCUCCCCUCAAGAUAAUAUCUUAAAGCCUAUGGACAAGCCCAUGGAUGAGCCUAGGAAAGACAAUCCUAUAGCUCUAGCAUCAAUCCACAACCCAAUGGCUUUGCGACCUCUAUCGGAUAAGACAGACCAAUCAUCCGAUAAUGACACUGACAAGUGUGAAAACGAGGAUAUAGACCAUAAAUACGAUAUCCUCGGCGACCUACCGCCUUCCCCAGACGAGUCAGAAGAAGAAGAAGAAGAAGAAGAAGAAGAAGAAGAAGAAGAAGAAGAAGCGAGGCAAAACCAAUGCGGAAGUGAGGAUAACCUUACUCUAAACGGGACCGAAAACGCACCUUAUUCGGGCGAUUUUAGAGUAAAUGACCCUUCACUUUAUCCUUACCCAGAAGUCGAAAACGCCUCACUUCCCUCCGAACCUUCUUUACCGACCCGAAUCACUCUUCCUUCCGAUAACCUCGCCUAUGGUGGAAACGCUUUCCCAUGA
Penicillium maclennaniae is the source of this 1917-nucleotide messenger RNA. RefSeq lists its product as uncharacterized. The transcript has 2 exons. NCBI's taxonomy places the organism in Eukaryota, Fungi, Ascomycota, Eurotiomycetes, Eurotiales, Aspergillaceae. The record is from RefSeq and is a predicted model, not a curated record. The coding region runs from base 1 to 1917 and encodes 638 amino acids.